GGUAGACGCUCUACGAUUUUUUACAGCUGGAGGACAAAUCAAGGAGUUGGUUGGAUGACACUCUCGCUACAUCUGACCACCGGGUUGGACAGUGUGAUGCCGAAGUUACUAUUUUGGGUCGAUAACAAGGCGGUAUCGGCUACGGUGUGGCUUUGCGUCAGGCGUCAAGAUUACGUUGUGCAGUGUUUGACAGUUCUGAUACUGACCGUGGAAAGAAACCAUCAAGUGUUUCCCUAAGUAAACAUUUAAAGCAAAGCACAUACAUUGGACCUGAUGGUUAUACGCUAAAAUUCCCCAUCUAAUGAUUAGCACGCUUUGACAUCCACUAAGACGUCCCGCCUUGUCUGACACGCACGUGGUGGCUAGCAUUUCCACUGCUGUCCCCCAUUCUUGGUUCUCAUCUCUCCCAGCGGUGCCUGUUGGGGCCAGCGCAAACCCAGCACAGCCAUGCCUAAGAGCAGCAAAGUGACGCAACGUGAGCACAGCAAUGAGCACGUCACUGAGUCAGUGGCUGACCUACUGGCCCUCGAGGCUCCCAUGGACUACAAAAGUAGCCAGAUGAGCAUGAACAGGGCCGGGGGAGGCCCACCACCAAGGGGCAAGCAGCCGGACAUUUCCCCUGACCUGGAGGAUGGCCGACCGGCCUGGAACAGCAAGCUGCAGUACAUCCUGGCCCAGGUGGGCUUCUCGGUGGGGCUGGGCAAUGUCUGGCGUUUCCCCUACCUGUGCCAGAAGAACGGAGGAGGUGCAUACCUUGUCCCAUACUUCAUCCUCCUCAUCCUCAUCGGGAUCCCACUCUUUUUCCUGGAGCUGGCUGUGGGUCAGAGGAUCCGCCGAGGGAGCAUUGGAGUGUGGAACUACGUUUGCCCUCGGCUGGGCGGCAUCGGCGUUUCCAGCCUGAUGGUGUGUGGAUUUGUGGGUCUCUACUAUAAUGUGAUCAUUGGCUGGAGCAUCUUCUACUUCUUCCAGUCAUUCCAGUAUCCUCUGCCCUGGAGCGAUUGUCCCAUCAGGAGAAACGGCAGCCAAGCUAUUGUGGAGCCAGAGUGUGAGAAGAGCUCAGCCACCACAUACUUCUGGUACCGUGAGACCCUGAACAUUACCAGCUCUAUUGCUGACAGUGGAGGGCUGAACUUGAGAAUGACCCUGUCACUGCUGGGCGCCUGGGUCAUCGUCUGCCUGGCAGUCAUCAAGGGCAUUCAGUCAUCCGGAAAGGUGAUGUACUUCAGUUCCCUGUUCCCCUACGUGGUGCUCUUCUGCUUCCUGGUACGUGGACUCUUUCUUAAGGGAGCUGUGGAUGGCAUCGCUCACAUGUUCACCCCUAAGUUGGAGAUUAUGCUGGAGCCGCAGGUCUGGCGUGAGGCUGCCACACAGGUCUUUUUCGCUCUGGGCCUGGGUUUCGGUGGGGUGAUUGCUUUCUCCAGCUACAACAAGAGGGACAACAACUGCCAUUUUGAUGCUGUACUGGUCUCCGUCAUCAACUUCCUUACUUCCAUCUUGGCCACGCUGGUGGUAUUUGCUGUGCUUGGAUUCAAGGCCAACAUCAUGAAUGAGAAAUGUGUGGUAGAGAAUGCUGAGAAGAUCUUGGGCUACUUGAACUCAAAUGUCUUGAGUCACGAUCUGAUUCCUCCUCAUGUUAACUUCUCCCACCUGUCUUCAUCUGAUUACACUGAAAUGUAUGAAGUGAUUAAAAUUGUGAGAGAAGACAGUUUCGCUCAGCUAGGCCUGGAACAGUGUCUCCUGGAAGAUGAACUUAAUAAGGCCGUCCAGGGCACUGGUCUGGCCUUCAUUGCUUUCACAGAGGCUAUGACCCAUUUUCCAGCAUCCCCGUUCUGGUCGGUGAUGUUCUUCUUCAUGCUGAUUAAUCUGGGCCUGGGUAGUAUGAUUGGCACUAUGACGGGCAUCACCACACCUAUCCUCGACACCUUUAAAAUACGGAAGGAGAUCCUCACAGUGGCUUGCUGCAUCGUGGCCUUUCUCUGCGGACUGCUCUUCGUCCAGCGCUCGGGGAACUACUUUGUCACCAUGUUUGAUGACUAUUCUGCCGGCCUGCCUCUCACCAUUGUAGUCAUCUUGGAGAAUGUGUCUGUGGCCUGGAUAUAUGGCACCAAGAGGUUCAUGCAGGAUCUUGAGGAUAUGCUGGGCUUCAAACCAUACACAUUUUAUUUCUACCUCUGGAAGUACGUGUCUCCAGUCUGUCUUAUUGUGCUCAUUUCUGCCACUGUUGUGGAGAUGGCCAUUAGUCCACUUGGAUAUAAUGCCUGGGUUCAAGACCUGGCCCUAGAGAGGUUCCAGAGCUACCCUCCAUGGGCAGUGGCCAUGUGCUUCGCCCUCAUUGGAGUAGCCAUGCUUCCUCUGCCCCUCGUCUUCCUCGCUCGCCACUUCAACUGGCUCCCCGACGGCUCCAAUAAGCUGUCCGUUUCCUACCGCAAGAGCCUGACGAAGGACGCCUCCAACCUGGAGGAUGAGACGCGCUUCAUCCUGGGGAAGAAUCCCAGUGAGGCUCCUUCCCCCAUGCCCAGCCACCGGGCCUACCUGGGUCCAGGCAGCACAUCACCAGUGGAGCUCAUCACCAACUCCACCUCUAUCAGCGGCUAUGGCAGCAGCUAUCAGACCAACCCUGCCCCGCCCAAAUCUGAGUCAUGAACAGGCUCCGGCCUCCCCCCAACCUGUCCAGCAGAGACUGAGGCUGAGCUGGAUGCAGUAAGGGAGAGACACGAAGAGGGGGGAAAAAAGGCAAGGACUAGAAGUGAGAAUUGCAGCAUCUGUCACACUUUAACCGAAGCCAUACAAAAGGGAGGGAUGAGGGAUUCAUAACAAAUACAGACAAAACAGAAGGAAAACAAGAAAACUACCUGCCAAGGACCCUGUAAUCACCAGGUCACCAGACCCAGCUCUAACUAGCAUAGGGUACAUUAAUGCCUUGUCUCUCUCCUACCCACCCAUCUGGAUGAAAGCUACUAAGUAUUUCUACUGAUGAGGGGAGGGACAGGGAACACUGCAAUUCCCUGCAAUUCUGAGGCCCACACAACCUGCUGGUGAGUGUUUUACUAUGACUGCCCUGAUCAAUAUUAUUUAUUAAUUUGCCUACAGAUGAAUAUGAAUUAAGCUUACAUCACUGACUUAGCCCUUUAGCACAAUGAUGGAUAAAGCACAGUUUUAAGGCAUUUCAGUAUGGUUUUCUCUGUAAAUCUCCUGCCUGGGUUAAGGUGUGCACAAAAUUGCAGUAACCUAAGAUGAUGUAGUGGUUUGAGGCCCUGGAAGAACCUUCUAGACCUCUUGGUGUCUUUGUUUCCAUAAAUGCAUUUACAGAACUGUUAUUUGUGGGACAAAAGGAAGCACAAAAAAAAAUCUUAUCUAUGGUGUGCCUCUUAAGUGUGAUUUAACCAAGCACAUUAACCAAGUACUUGACCAGGUACCACAACAGUGAAGAAUAUGCUGUAUAUUUAAUGCAGAUUUAAUCAAUAGUGUUUAUUGUAAUUUUUGUCUUUUAUAAGUGUUUACUCCCAUAGAGUGCAUAGGCUCAGCAGUCUAUCCUAAAAUCACACGUUAUUGACCAAGUCUCUCCACUAGAGGGCAAUAUAAGUACAAAACAAAUCCCACAAUACAAACAUCAAUUCAGUAUCAAUGCUUGAUUUUCCUUAGGGUUUCCUUGAAAAGGCAUCACUGCAUUUAUGAAAAUAAUCCUCAAACAAAUAUGUAGAGGUAGACAGUCUUCAUUUAGUUUUAGAAAUUAAACGAAUGCCUGAUGGCAAAGGAGUACAAAAAAAUCACGUUUUUGAGAUGAGUAACAAGAGUUCCACGAGUCUUCACUGAGCACAAUUAUAUAAUUCCCAUAUUAUAACAUAGAUUUAAUAACUUUGCACUAUAAUCAAGUAUACAUAUAGCUUAUGAGAGGAAAAGGGGCUAUUCAUUACCCAUUAGGCCUGGAAGAGAUGCCAAUGCCUGAUGAGCGAUAAUCGUGGUGACACACAACAAAAAAAACAAAAUGCAGAUUGUAUCAUUUUGCAUGGAAAUGAGCUGCCUGAAAAAAAGGCUAACCACCCUACUGUAAAUACGGCAACACGACAUACUCAUUGAAAAAAUAUCUUGUUUUGAAAGUUACAUUCUGAUUAAAAAAAACAAAAAGGUCCUGUAAGAACUACCACACACUUCAGCGCUUUACUUAACUAGCUAGGUGUUUGAUAACAGAAACUGUCGUGAAUAGUGAUAUGUAAGCAGUAAACCACUUAUGAGAACAUUUAGUUAGCUGUGAGAGCACAGGCACAAUUAACUAUUAGGACAAACCAAACCGAUACGAGUGCCUGGGCACUUCACAAAGAUAUUUUCUACUUUUAACAUAUAACAAUGUUAACCAGUAGCCUUAGCAUGAGAAACAAGCUAAUGUUAGACUGCAACAUCACAGUAAAAUGAGAAAUAUGCUACGGAGUGUUAUGUAAAACAUUAACUAGCCAUCUUUAGCGUUCUGGUAUUUGUUAUUUUAUUUAUUUAUCAAAUUAGAUAUUUAAAAAUUAUUAUUAAAUUAUGUUUUAAAAAAUUAACCAAUCAGGGGUAAUUAGCUAGUUGCAUGUCAAGCAGAAAUACUAGGCAUUAACAAGGUUUUGAAUUAUUUGGAAGUUCCCUAGGUUAGCUAGCUAGGCCUCCAUCCACCUUUGAAAAGCCGCUCCAAUUUAUAUUCUUGUUUUUGUCUAGUCUAAUUCUGUGUAAACUCGCUUUUCUUCAUUUGUCAUCCGUCAUUGUCGUGUAAACUGUUGCUGAUUAAAUAAGGAAUGAGCAGCUGUUGUGGUGUUUUUUUGCUGGUGGCUCCCGAAACCGUUCACUCUUGGCGCUUUCCGAGUGACCUCACGCGCUCACACGCGCAGUGAUUGACACUCCUCCUGGCUCUGAUUAGUUGCUUUGAUAUGGAAGCGGUGGGUGUCGUUGGGAGCUCAAGGUGGAGCUAGUAGAGCUUGAUUUUUUUAUUUUUUUGGACAGUUUAUCUGUCUCGUGUACUGCUGUCAGAGCAGUGACAGUUUAAGUAAAUAUGACAAACUUAUUUUUAUACGGGUUACCUAUGACAGCUUUAAGGACCAGACAUUAUUUCGGAAGUCGUUUAUGUUUUCUGACUUUGUGCACACACAUAACAGGCAGAGGCAGGGAAUAAGCAGGUAUCGACAAUGACGGAAACCUUUGCCCCGGCCUCUGUGCGCUCUUCCCCGUGUAAAUGUGCACCUCACGCCGUUCCCCUGGUCGACUGGUCGCUGUGCAGCCCGUCGGUACUCUCUGUUUGCUCCCGCGACUGUCACGAUGAUGACUCGCGGUAUAAAAAUAGACUUGGGCUGCUCGGUGCGAGGCAGCGGUUACACGGGUGAACCCGCGUCCCAGACAGUGCGACUACAUGCUAACGGAGGCACAUCGAGUGAGGCGGAGGGCGGGUUGCAGUUCUCUGCAUGGAUGCGCUGUUUACCGUCGGUUUGUGGAUCCCCCUGGCGACAAAGUGCGCUGUGUCUACGGUGUCAAAACAUGUAGGGGGCUUCCACGAUUCAUCAAACGCAGAUACUUCACGAUGCUACCGGUAUUACGUUUUCACACGGUUCUGCUCUCUCGACUGUGUGACGUGUUACAUAGACGGCAUGAGUUAGCAUAAAUCAGAUAAGGUGAGGUUGAAUUAUUUCAGUCUAACUUUUCUUUGAAUAAAAAUAUUAAGAACACAGCUCUUCGUUGACAUUAGGCCAAGCACUUAGGCCGAGGCUUGUUGAUGUUUCAUUUGAAAUUUCAUUGCAACCACUGUGUGUCGCUGUCUGCCAACGAAAGGUAGUUUGAAGGCGUGUCUGCCUCCUUUAACUCUUCCGCAGCGUCUCCAAAAAUGUCAGUGGACCGGCCCCUGACCCAUAUUCCAAUCUCCCUUGCCACAGCUGCAAGGUAGAGCCUAUAAUCAUUUCUGUAACACUGUCUUGAUAUUUAGUCUCUGUGUAUGCCUUUUGUUGCCCAUUCAGACAUAGCAUAUUCACUUUAACCCUGUUGUAGUCGAGGUCCCAGAUUUGCUUGUUGCAAGCACAUCCCUGAUGGAGGGACACUGUUUGAAAAGCACUCAGCUGCUCAACUGAUUAAUGAGGAGGGCCAAACAGAGUGAGUGUGACAGGGAGGUGAAGGCCUCCUAUUCAAAUUUCCGUUGUGGACACCAUAGACCUGCUCCCCUACCUUCAGUUUAGACAUUACAAAUAUUUACAGCUCUGUGACAAAUGAGAGCUGCACAAACAGAGAAGAACAAAGAGGUUCAAGCACUCAAGCACACAAACACACAUACAUACACACACGCACAAUGAACUGCUAAGGGGAGGUCCAAGUACACACACAUACAUACAUACAUACAUUCACACAACGAACUGUUAAUGGGAGGUCCAAGCACCCACACACACACACUCACUCACACAUUCACAUAUGAACUGCUAUGGAGAGGUCCAAACACACACCACAAAGCAAAACAAAAAACAGUGAGAUACAUUGACACCUAAUUCUAAGUACAAGUUAAUUAAACAACUUCUAGGCUAUAAUAUUUGUUACCAUUAUGUUCUAAUGUGUGAUAUCUUCAGUUAGAACACUGGAUGCUAAUGCUUGAAAAUACAGUAAUUUUCCCAAACAGAAUUUUGCUGAUCUCUCAUUACAUCUCUCUGUACAUUUGGACUCUUGAAAAUAUUUACAAUUUUAGAGCACCGAAACCUUGCCUGAUAACAUCAUAAGGCAUCAAAAGUUAGAACAUUAUUCUAAUGCAUUAAGAUGCUUUGCAAUCAGAUUGAUACUGAGAAGAGUUAAUCAAUCUACAGGUGUAUAGAAGCCAUUGUUUAUUCAUGAGGAAGUAAUAUAUCCUGUUAUGAGGAAAGCAUGUUACAGUGUGUGACAAAUGGAAAACAAUCACAUAUACUUUGUAAUUGCACACCAUAUGAGCUGUGUCUGUACAGAGCCUGUGUGUGUGUGUGUGUACGUGUACUGGGGGAGGGUAAGCGCUUCAUUUAGGGUUAUGACUCAUUAAGACAAUCCAAAAUUGACCAAAUAUUUAUAUUCAGUUCCUUUUAGCUGCUUGCUGAAAAUCUCACUGCAGCAUAAUGCAGCACACUGUGAGCGUUAGGUGGUAUAACUAAGUUGGCUUAACAAGGCUCAAUUGGAUUUGCUUAAAACUAUUAAAGUAAUUGCAACUCUGGGGCCUCUGAUCAUGUUUACUAGAUCUCACAAGUAGAAUAAAUGAAUCCAGUUCUAGCUUGCUUUAUUUUCAUGAAAUGCAAUACAUGCAUUUUGUAUCAUAUUCUAGUGGUGUUGAGGCCAUGGUAUUUGUGAGCAAAUUACUAUAAUUUAUAUGUAUGUAAAUUGUGAUUCAAAAUAUAAUAACUGUAAAUAUUGGUGUAAAUUUUGUUAAAUUACUUUGAGCAGUAUAUAUGACUGUAUACAAACAGGUGUAUUACUGUAUCACUGAGUAUGUAUGAUGUACAUUAUAAACAUAGAAUAUCUAUUUUGUACAUGUCUGUGUACAGCGUAUGUGUUGUGUGUGAUGACUGUGUCUAAUGUGUCAAAAAUGUGUGUUGGAAAAUGCAGGGUGGUGUUUCAUUUUCUUUUUAAGUUUGAUGUGAAUACUGAUGUUUUCAGUGGUUCUUCCCUGUUAAAGGGCCUCAGGACCAUGACCUGUCUGUGCUAAAUGUGCUCUGGACUUCGUCAUGUUACAUAGAAUGUUAAUUCAUUUUUUUUUUAAAGUAAGCUUUCUUUGUAAAUGUUGAUUUAAUAGUUGAUGUAGAUGUCAACAUAUCAUUUAUUGCCAGCUGCACCUUUUGUACUUCAUUCUGUGUGCGGUAUCUGCAAUAUUAUUGUUUGCUGCUGACAGAUUUUGUGAAAAUUCGAAAAACUUCAUGCAUUUCUUAGUUUAAAGUGAUAAUGUUGAGUGUGUUGGUUAUCAUUGCUAUGAUUUUGCAGUAAAGUUUUAGCUGAAGUGGCACAUAAUGUGCUAAUAUAAACAACAUUGGAAAAUAAAUCAAUUAUUUAGUAA
This is a messenger RNA of Electrophorus electricus (electric eel), 8008 nucleotides long. It is a transcript of the gene slc6a17, whose product is annotated as solute carrier family 6 member 17. NCBI's taxonomy places the organism in Eukaryota, Metazoa, Chordata, Actinopteri, Gymnotiformes, Gymnotidae. The record is from RefSeq and is a predicted model, not a curated record. Gene Ontology annotation, biological process: glycine transport; L-leucine transport; sodium ion transmembrane transport. Gene Ontology annotation, cellular component: synaptic vesicle; plasma membrane.